Clunio marinus is the source of this 225-nucleotide messenger RNA. NCBI's taxonomy places the organism in Eukaryota, Metazoa, Arthropoda, Insecta, Diptera, Chironomidae. The record is from the annotation of a GenBank genome assembly.
AUGCACAUACAAGGUAGUGAAAAGUCGAGGGCGUUGUUGCAAUGUCUCUCAACACAGAUCGCAGCCUCAGAUGAUGAUGAUCCCUGGUUAAAGACAAGACGUUGUAUGUGCUGCCAAAUUGCGACGGCAGAUGUAGCGAAGAAAGAAAACUUCUGGUUCGCAAAACUUAAUGUCUUGUUCGACAAUAAAAAUCGAUUCGGUAUCAAAAGUCCGAAACGUUGUUAA